Molecule: messenger RNA, 3392 nt
Organism: Linum trigynum
Lineage: Eukaryota; Viridiplantae; Streptophyta; Magnoliopsida; Malpighiales; Linaceae
Source: the annotation of a GenBank genome assembly
CUGAUUAAGAUAAUAACAAUUGAACUAAAAAUAAAUCUAAUAAAUAUUUAAUUAAACCGAACUAGUCAAACCAAAUCAAACCGGUCCGACAGGACCAGCGGACGCGGUCCAACCAGGCCAGGCGGACCGCGUCCGACCAGGCCAGGCGGACCGCGUCUGAUCUGGCCAGGCAGACCGCUUCCGCUCAGGCAGGCGGACGACGGCUAAGGGACGAAGAAAAAAAAAUACCUGGAGACGGCGGCGACGACUGGAACAGCGGCGAGGGCAAGCUUGGGAGGUCGGCGGCGGCGACAGCGAGCGAGGGAGACUAGAACAGCGACGGCGACGGGAGCUUGGGAGAGCGGCGGCGACGAGAGCUUGGGAGGUCGACACGACGAGAGGGAGCUUGGGCCUGGGCUUUGGAACAGCGGCGGCUUCUGGGCGGCGGUGGUUUGGGAGGUCGGCAGGUGGCCGACGUCGACAGGAGGGGGGGUGGGCGGCGGGCAGCAGGAGGUGAGGGGUUGGGAGGUGAAGGGUUGGAAUGGGGUAGAUAGGUUUAGGGUUUUAAAAUAGACCAGAGGCAAAAUCGUUAUUUUUUGUAACUAUGGGCGGCAAAUAACGAUUCAUUUAAAUCCAAAUUAUCGCAUUGUAUGGUUACGCUUCGUCCCGUGGUACGAAUGUUCGUCCGCAUAAACGGAAUUUUCCUUCAAUUUACUAAAAAAAAAGUAAAAAGAAAAUUCGUUCAGUCAGGGCUGCGUCCAUGGAUCGUCUUUGUAGCUAAAAGCCUAAGUCCUAAAGCCAUCGUAGGCCCAAACAAAGUAGCUCUGAGCCCAAUUGGCUAAUUUAAUGCUAAAGGUUACUGAUAUUGUUUAUUGGGCUCUUGCAAAAAGAAAAAAAAAUUGUUCAUUGGGCUUGUAUUAAUGGCUGCCAGUUGGUCUAGCAUCUUCACCGUCGAUGUCCGAUCAAACGGCCAAAAAAAACUUCAGUUAUUUUAUUACACACGAGAGGGAGGAGCGGCAGAUAAAUACACUGCAGAGGCAGAAAGGGAAGGAGAUAGAGGAAAGGGAGAAGAGAAGCCACUGUGACUCUCUCAACCAACAUUUCUCAAACUUAUAGAGAGAGAGAGGGUAAUAGGGAGAGACAGACACACAGAAAAACAACAAAUUUCUCAAACCUUAUUAGCCUUCAGAAUCCAGGAGGAGAAAAAGAAGUGGUCUGCCAUAGAAGGGAGGGCGAGAGGGAUUUCGAUUCAAGCUUCUCAAGAAACUACCGGUUUUCAUUCAACGAAACCGCUCUGGGAUUUCUCUUCUGCGGAGGGAGAGAAAUUCCGGUUUCUUCAUAAGAUUUCGGCUGCGCUCUUCCUUUUCUCGGAUUUGGUAAAUGGUGAGUUUGCUUUCUCCCUUUCUCUUCAUCUUCUUCCUUCCCCUUCUUCCUGUUUGUGAAACCUCGUUCUUCUCGGCCGAUCCUUUUUUGAUCGGAAGCCUGCUCUUCCUUCAGACCAAAAACAUUUCCACAGAUCUUGAGCUCCACGACCAAAUCCUCUUCAGAUUUCCACACCCAGUCAAAACCUCAGCUCUUGCACAGCCCAAAAAUGUCAAAAUUUCUCUGAUCUCUUCUGGGUGUCUGUAGUUCAACUCAAUUUCAACUCCCAUCCCUCCGUAAAACAAAAUCCCUCGGAUUCUCAUUUCAGCCGUACAGCUGGAUUCCGAUGUACCAGAAAUAGAAAAACCUCAAUUCUCGACCUGGGUUGUCUCAACCUUUGUCCAAUUUUCAUACCCACUGCUUCAGAUACUCCUAACACUCUUCCUUGUUUUUUGCUCUCUUUUGGGGCUUUUCCUUUGAAAUAACCAGAUACGAAUGGAGAAGAAGGAAGAGAAGAGCCAACAGAGAGGUUUUAAAGGAUUCGAACCAGAUUUACUGCUGCAGUGGGGGACCAAAAAGCGGCUGAGAUGCGUGAGAGUCAGAGGCCCUCAGCUCAUCUCCCAGAGAUCCAACGGCGGAUUCAACCGGAGAAUCACUUCCCGGAUCGAUAGAUUCGUCGUCUCCUCGCCAGAAAAAGAAAUCUCCCACCAUCUCCUUUCCAAUCGCAUUACAAGGAAUUCAGAUGCGGCGGGGGGUCGAUCGGCGGGGGUGAAUGAGAAGAGGAAAUUAGCGUCGUCGCCGGAGAAGGAGGACAGAUAUUACAGCACGAGAGGAUCUUCGGCGGCAGGAUUGGGGGUAGGUGGAGGAGCGGAGAAAGCCUGUUCUGCGGAGGUAAUAGAAGAGAGAGAAAGAGUGGUUUGGCCGAAGCUGUAUAUAAGCUUGUCAAGUAAAGAGAAAGAAGAAGACUUUAUGGCGAUGAAAGGUUGCAAGUUGCCUCAGAGACCCAAAAAGAGGUCCAAAAUCAUCCAAAGAACCGUUCUCGCAGUUUGCCCAGGAGCGUGGUUGACUGAUAUGUGCCAGGAGAGGUAUGAAGUUAGGGAGAAGAAGAGUUCCAAGAAGAGACCAACAGGGUUGAAAGCAAUGGGAAGUAUGGAGAGUGAUUCAGAAUGAUGAGGCAGAGGCAGAGGCGAUGGCUAUAUUAUAUCUCUGGAUUAUUUUUUUGGGUGGUAGUGAUGGUGGGAGGAGAUUUUUUGUUAAUUGUUAAAACUUGUCUUUUCAUUUUGGGGGAAUUUGGGAAAGGGUUGUCCCUUGAAAAGAAAAGGAAAGAGGAUGGAGUGGUGGGUUGGAGUUUGAUGACAUAGAGAGGGAGUGAGGGAGAGAAAGGUUAUUUCAUAUGUGUAAAGCCAAGUCCUCUCCCACUCUUGUUUCUGCCUUCAAUUCUUUCUUUUCUUCCUCUUCUGCUGCUGCUUCUUCUUCUUGUGCUUCUGCUGUACAGAAUCUCAAAAGGAGAAAAAAGAGGAGCCAAGAGGGAUCUGUAAUUUCAGUUGAAGAAUUUUGAGAUGAAUGAAGUCAGUUUUUCUCGACAGCUCUCUCUCUCUCUCUCUCUCUCUUGCUUUUCUGGCCAUGCAUCGUCUCUUUAUCCUUCCCAAGAAUUCCUCUUUUGUAUCUUUCUAAACGAGAUGAGUGUAAUGAAUUUUUUCCUGAUCCGAACAUCGAGCAAGCUCGACUCAUUUGCAUCUCUACUCGUAGUAGGUCUGAAGCCUCUCCUCGAAACACUGACCCUCUUCCCUCCUUAUCAUCAACCCAACCGUCCUGGGCUCGGUUCUUGCCCAACCCGACGAUUGAUGAAUAAAAAGUGUUGUUUCGUACUUUCGGUGAGUGGAUGGUUCUUGCCCAACUUGGCGAUUGAUGAAUAAAAAGUGCCCAACCGUCCUGGGCUCGGUUCUUGCCCAACCCGAUGAUUGAUGAAUAAAAAGUGUUGUUUCGUACUUUCGGUGAGUGGAUGGUUCUUGCCCAACUCGGCGAUUGAUGAAUAAAAAGUGUUGUUUCGU